Molecule: messenger RNA, 2334 nt
Organism: Westerdykella ornata
Lineage: Eukaryota; Fungi; Ascomycota; Dothideomycetes; Pleosporales; Sporormiaceae
Exons: 1
Coding region: 348-2219 (623 amino acids)
Molecular function (GO): protein binding
Source: RefSeq, a predicted model, not a curated record
GAAACCUUCCACAUUGGGUUAGAUGCUGCUUGAGAACCUGUUUCCACUUUGUUCUCCCCAUGAUCCCCUCGAGAGGAGUGUAGUUGGGGUUGAAGUGGGAGAAGUCCGCCGAGGUGUUACUACGAUCUGUUUCCCUACACACGAUUACAAAACCCUAAGGGUGAGUUCUGCAGGAAACCCCUUGUUGUAAGAUAUAUAUAGACCUGGUUUGCACGUGACAUGGCAGCCUUACCGUUCCUGCGACAUCAGCCGUCUCGAAUUUAAACUCCCUCUCUAUCUCGACUCAUUUCCGACCUCUUUUCGUCACUGCAGCUGACCUCACGUAUUGAUAUAGGUGAAGCUACCACAUGUCCGACACCACUGAUAUGCCGGCUCUCCUCCGACUCCCGUGCGAAGUUCUCUUUGAAAUCGCGUCGCUCCUGGAUGCACCAGAUCUGCGCAGACUUGCACUUGCGUCGAGACAUGUGGUCGCUCCUGUUUACACAGUCCUUUACGAGACUGUCGACUUGUACCUGCCCAGGCCAGAGGGCGGCGGUGUUAGAGACGUUCAGACGGAGCGGUACGGGCAAGUGCGGAUGCUAUGCUUCUUACGUACGAUGAUUGAGCGCCCGGAUCUCGCACAGAAGGUCAAAUCAAUCCGGUUGAGAAUGUAUGGCGGCAGGAUGUACAAUCACAACAAUUCCUUCCGGAGUAUAAUGCCCACUUUUGAUCUGGACUCUGUCCACCAGGCAGUAAUGGAGGCAUGGGAGGCCAUGGACCAUCCGGUAGAUUACGACGCCCGCAUCUGUUGUUGCGACGAGUCUGGAUCUGACAGGCCUGGAACAUUUUGCAAGCACUUAUUGGAGAUGCUGACAAAAAGGAUGACGGACGCAUACAACUAUGUUCUUUUGCACCUGCUGCCCAAUCUACGCGGAAUCGAUCUAGUUGGACGCGCUUACCACGACUACCCUUGCAUGACUUGCUCAAUCACGGAUGCAGUUCCGCCCGCCUAUAACAACUGCAAGAGCUUGUCCAUCGAUUAUGGCACUGUCAGCGCAUUGCCCCCCUGGCCUCCCUUUCUACAGCAGCUUCACCUUCGUGGCAGAAGUGCGUUAGGGUAUCCCUCUCCUGGCAGUUUCCCGACCGAUCUCCCGCCAGCUCCUCAGCUGCAGUCUCUGACGUUGGAGGUUCCCCUCCUCAGGGGCUUUGUUGAUGACCGGGACCCAUUCAUGGAUACCGCAAUGCUUGACUGGCCGGGGUUUGGUACUCCACGUGAAUCCUUCCGAGAGUGGCUACCCGACCUUGCGAAAGGACUGCAAUGCGAAAUGCUGCGGCGCUUGGAACUGAUCAUGGUUCGUGCAACAGUGGGAGCUAUAUUCUCAAACUUUCAAACAAUAACGGAUGCGGCAAUGACGACAUUCCCUAACUUGGAACAACUGACAUUGUCGCCCAGUUACUCCAUGUACUACGAUCGAUCACCUAUCCCCAGCCAUAUACGGAUACAGUCCAUCAAGGAUCCGAUACCACUACGGCGUCUCACAUUGACGCAACUUCUACUCGAAGAUCAGCGUGACGAGGGUCAUUGCGGCUGCGGCCGGUGCAUCGCAUUUAUACGCUUUGGUCGGGCUCCCGUCGGCGGUUUCGAUCCCCACACCUAUCAUAGCGAGAAAUGGCGAAAAAUGUUCAAAAGUGAUGCGGAGCCAAACUCAAAACCAUACCACUACCCAGUCAUGCAAGCGGCAUUUCCCAACCUCGAGCAUCUCGAUAUCUGGAUCCACGCGGCUAAUCCUAGCACCCUCGUGUUCUUCCAGCAACUCUACGACGGACGGGACAACUUUCCGAGCCUGCGAUAUGUAGGCGUCCGCGUCCCCAUGGCCGACGAUAUACCGUACACUUCCAUUCGGGGCCAUCUCCGUCAUUUCGUCCCGCUGUUCAGGUCCGUCGGUAUUCUGUUUCAGUUCUCCCGCGACUCGCUCUGGCCGGCCGAAGACAUGCAGCGGAAAUGGAAAGUCGCGAACGAACUCGGGGAUCACGAGAAAGCCAUCAAGGAGGCGAGGGAAAGGGAGGAGUCGCAUGCCCGAAGGCACCUGAUGCCGCCGCUGAGGGUGCUGAGACAGUACUACUCGCGGCCGGGAGACAGUCCUUGGGGGUACCAUCCGGACUGGAAUUUGAAUCCGGAGCCGUUGGGGGAGGAGGCCUGGGAGGAGGUUUGGACGGCGGUUAGGGCGUUGUUGGCGUGAGGUAGAGGUAUGUGAGGGCGCGUAAGGCUAAUAAAGAUGGGCGGGGUGAGGAAGAUCGAGGUGUUUUUUGCAAGAGGAAGCGUGCGAGGACCUUUGGAAUGCGCGUCGAGGUUUG